CGCCUUGUCGCCGCACCGUCGCAUCCUACAUGUGACGGGGGUGAUGCAUGCAGCAUGCCCAGAUAGUCGCAGGCGCACGGCUCACGUUGUCCGCCUCACGUAAAGGUCGGUGCCAUCCUCUCCUAUCUCUCCUCGCGCAGUUCCACUUCCCAUUUUCCGCCUUCGUCCGCAUCAGGGACACACUGCCUCCGAUCCGCAUGCGGCAAGAUCCUCCCUCAUUCUCCAAACAUGAGAGGAGCAGAGGAGGAGAGAUCUGGCACCGCCACUGAUGCGGGAGGAGAGGAGGAGAAACAGGAGAGGAGCGUCGGCCUGAUGGCCGGCCUCAUGGACAAGGCCAAGGGCUUCGUGGUGGAGAAGGUGAUGCAAAUCCCCAAGCCCGAGGCUGCCCUGGAUCACGUCUCCUUCCGGAGCAUCAGCCGCGAGGGCGUCGAGCUGCAUAGCCACGUCGACAUCAGCAACCCCUACUCUCACCGCAUCCCCAUCUGCGAGAUCACCUACACGUUCAAGAGCGCCGGCAAGGUGAUAGCGUCGGGCACGAUGCCCGACCCCGGGUGGAUCGCGGCGAGCGGCAGCACCAAGCUAGACCUGCCGGUGAAGGUGCCGUACGACUUCAUCGUGUCGCUGAUGAAGGAUCUCGGAGGGGACUGGGACAUCGACUACAUGAUGGAGGUGGGGCUCACUGUCGACCUCCCCGCCAUUGGCGCCUUUACUAUCCCGCUCACCACCGAGGGCGAGAUCAAGCUCCCCACCUUCCGGGACCUAUUGUUCUAAGCAAUUCAGAUAUUUGGUGUAUGAAUCGAUUUGUUUUCACACCAUAAUCAAUGCUGAUGUGGAUUUGCAAUA
Messenger RNA from Zea mays, 843 nucleotides. RefSeq names its product late embryogenesis abundant protein Lea14-A. Gene Ontology annotation, biological process: response to desiccation. NCBI's taxonomy places the organism in Eukaryota, Viridiplantae, Streptophyta, Magnoliopsida, Poales, Poaceae. The transcript has 2 exons. Gene Ontology annotation, cellular component: cytosol. The coding region runs from base 229 to 771 and encodes 180 amino acids. The record is from RefSeq and is a predicted model, not a curated record.